AUGAAGUUGACCGUCGGAUUGCAGCGGUUCCAUCAUUCGCUGGUCUAUCUGCCGGCACUUAAAGACCUUGUCCCUUGUGAGCUCGUGGAAGCGCUUAGUAGCUUCCUUGAUUUUUGUUAUCUUGUAAGACGUCAGGACUUUGACGAAACAACAUUACAGGCUGUCGACACUGCUCUUGCGACUUAUCACGACCGUCGAGAGUUUUUCCGAACAUCAGGAGUUCGCCCCGAUGGGUUUUCACUUCCGCGACAGCACUCAAUGUGUCAUUACGUCCGCGACAUUAAACAGUUUGGUGCUCCAUAUGGCGUCUGCUCCUCCAUUACCGAAUCUCGCCACAUUACUGCGGUAAAGAAGCCCUGGCGUCGGUCAAGCCGUUUCGAGGCAUUAGGGCAAAUGCUACUCACGAAUCAACGUCUCGACAAGCUCGCUGCUGCUCGUGCAGACUUUGAAGAGCGAGGAAUGCUGCGACCCCAAUACCCUACCCUCCCCGACAAAAUUAUCUCCGAGGAUGAUGCCGAGGAGGAGGAAGCUAUUGAUAGCCCCCGGGUAGAGGGUUCGGUAGUACUUGCCCGUACUCGCGAACGGUCAUACCCGGCUCGUCCUGGCGAGCUCGGGAAUCAUAUUGGAGUUCCUCAAUUUACAUCGCUUCUCCAAGCCUAUCUCCGCCCCCUUCUCCGCCCCCAGCUCCGAUGA
This is a messenger RNA of Mycena indigotica, 693 nucleotides long. Its product is annotated as C2H2-type domain-containing protein. Bases 1 to 693 code for a protein of 230 amino acids. NCBI's taxonomy places the organism in Eukaryota, Fungi, Basidiomycota, Agaricomycetes, Agaricales, Mycenaceae. The transcript has 4 exons. The record is from RefSeq and is a predicted model, not a curated record.